Molecule: messenger RNA, 2861 nt
Organism: Rhea pennata
Lineage: Eukaryota; Metazoa; Chordata; Aves; Rheiformes; Rheidae
Gene: ANKMY2
Product: ankyrin repeat and MYND domain containing 2
Exons: 10
Coding region: 131-1507 (458 amino acids)
Molecular function (GO): protein binding
Source: RefSeq, a predicted model, not a curated record
GGCGCCGCCGGGGCUGCUGGAGGCAGGGGGCGCCUGGGGGCGCCGCCGCCGCGGCCCGCCCUGAGCUCCCCUCGGCGGGCGGCACCGUCCCGGCUCUGCCCCGCCGCUCCCGGGAGGCAAGAGGGGAGCGAUGGCUCCUCCCAGGAAAGGCGACCUGAGCCAAGAGGAGAAGGACUUACUGGGAGUGAUCGCCAGAGGGAACACUGAAGAGGCUGGAAGGCUACUGGGCAACAAGAAUGUCCGUGUCAAUUGCUUGGAUGAGCAUGGCAUGACCCCUCUAAUGCAUGCAGCAUACAAAGGGAAGGUAGACAUGUGCAGGUUGCUCUUGCGACAUGGGGCUGAUGUUAACUGCAAUGAACAUGAGCAUGGAUAUACUGCCUUGAUGUUUGCUGGACUUUCAGGAAACAAAGAAAUCACUUGGAUGAUGUUAGAGGCUGGAGCAGAGACUGAUGUUGUCAACUCUGUGGGAAGGACAGCAGCACAGAUGGCUGCUUUUGUGGGUCAACAUGACUGUGUGACCGUCAUCAACAACUUCUUUCCACGUGAAAGGCUGGACUACUAUACUAAACCACAGGGCCUAGAUAAAGAACCAAAACUGCCAGUAAAGUUAGCUGGGCCUCUUCAUAAAAUAAUCACUACUACUAACAUGCAUCCUGUUAAGAUUGUGUUGCUGGUAAAAGAGAACCCUCUAUUGGCAGAGGUAGAAGCACUGCAGAAAUGUUACAGGGUUCUGGAUCUAAUAUGUGAGAAAUGUAUGAAGCAGAGAGAUAUGAAUGAAGUACUUGCUAUGAAAAUGCACUACAUCAGUUGCAUCUUCCAGAAAUGUAUUACAUUCUUAAAAGAACGAGAAGAUAAACUAGAUGGAUUUAUCAAAAGUCUCUUGAAAGGGAGAGAAAAAGAUGGUUUUCCUGUCUAUCAAGAGAAGCUAAUUCGAGAAAGCAUUCGAAAGUUUCCUUACUGUGAAGCUACAUUGCUCCAGCAGCUUGUGAGAAGUAUUGCUCCUGUUGAACUGGGUUCUGAUCCUACUGCUUUUUCUGUACUUACCCAAGCUAUUACUGGCCAAGUGGGUUUUGUAGAUGCUGAAUUCUGUACAACCUGUGGGGAAAAGGGAGCAGACAAAAGAUGUUCAGUAUGUAAAAUGGUGAUGUACUGCAACCAGAACUGCCAGAAAGAACACUGGUUUACCCACAAAAAAGUCUGCAAGACACUGAAGGAAAUUCAUGAAAAACAAGAACUAGAAGCUGCCAAAGAAAAAAGGAAACAAGAAAAAAGGCAGAAGAAAGAUGAAAUGCAACUAGCAGAGGCUAGUUCUACAGGUGAAGAACAGUCAGAUUCUGGACCAAACGCUACCAAAGAAGCGGAUCCAAAUCAUGCUGCUGACAGAAGAGAAGAAAUUGAGCAUACCAAAGAGUCAGAGGCACUAGCCCCACACCCUGACAGUCCAUUAGAAAGUGAGACUGGCUUAGCUGACAUUGCUCUUCAAAAAAUUCAAGAUUCUGAGGAAUAGGUGGAGGAUAGGAAGAGACUAAGUGUUCUGGCUAAGUCCCUGUACCUCAGUCAUCAUAAAAAAUAUUUAAUGCUGACCAUGUCUGACUUGACACAGCAUGGCAUAUGCAAGGCUCCCUAUGAAGGACAGCGUGUGUCUGCUUAUCCUGAGAUGAAAUACUCACUAAUUUGUUCACAGAUACUUGGAGUUCUGUUGUAGAUUGUCAAAAUAGCUACUUAUUAUCUGAUAAAUCUGGUGUGGCAUAGAGUCAUCUACAUUUAUACCAAGAGAGUAACAUCUAUGAGAUCUGUGGUCAAUCAGCCACUUAGUAAAAAUGAAGCAUGUAAGUAAUUCAGAUUAUUGUUUUCAAAAACUAAAAUCUAUCUUCAUAGUAAUUUAAAGGGUUUUCUUCUGCAAAUACACAGAAGUACAGUUUAAAGUCUUGGGAAGCCAACUGUUAAGCUGCAGCACUUUAUGAAGCUUCUUUUAAAGAAUUCAAUAGUGAUUAAGUUUCUGAAGAUAUUAUCUGAAUUCUCAAAACCUUUCGUGACUUUGCUGUAAAUAGUUUUGACUAGUCAGUGCACAGCAACAGUGUCUGUUUUGUGGCAAUUUUAUUAAUGAUACUGCUGCUUCAGAUGUCUCAAAUUGACUGUGAAAUAUAUCUUUCAAGAGAAUGUCAUCUUUAUUUAUUUUCUCAAAAAUAUUCCAAAUUUGUCAAAGGCUAAUGAAGAGAAGACCUGAAGGUUUUUAAAUACUUUGACUGGAGAAUGAUGGUUUCUAUAUCUCAACUUUCAGGUAAAGAUGCCUUAGAGCACAUUGAGAUGUUGUAUGUGAAUUAUUUGGUGAGCACAUAUAAGUUGUUUAAUAUUGAACAAACAGACUGAACUUGGUUCUAGUGAAUUCAGUGAGAAAAUCCAUGUAUACAUUGAUACAACUGGGAUUUUAUUUAGGCUUUCAACUAAAUAUUGUAUCUUGAAAACAGUAUUCCUUAAUCAUGCUGUUUUCACUCAGAUUUGCUAUUGGUUCUCAUGAAAUCAAUGGGAAUGUUACAAGCUAAAAUACUGUAAAGUAUUUUAUUCUGUGUAAGGAUGGCAGAAUUUAAUAUUCUUUAAUUUCUGGAUGAAUAAUUGUUGCUUAGAACAUAACAUUUCAACAUAGAGGGAUCAGAACCAUCCCAAUGGAGAGGGAAAAUGCUGUAAUUUUUUUAUUAUUUAAUAUCUUGAAAGUUUUUAAUAUUCUGAAAAUUGUCAGAGUGAGGAUAGUUAAACGCUUGGGCAGGAAAUACAGUUUUUUGUAUGAUUCAUAAAGCAUUUUAAUUUCAAAGAUUUGAAGAAUAAAAUGUGAAGAAUAAAGAGAAGGUUUUCAAAAUAAGGAA